Lactuca saligna is the source of this 659-nucleotide messenger RNA. The record is from the annotation of a GenBank genome assembly. NCBI's taxonomy places the organism in Eukaryota, Viridiplantae, Streptophyta, Magnoliopsida, Asterales, Asteraceae.
UCUUACAUGAGGGAAAUUCGUACAAUGUCCAUAGAAGCUUAUGACCACCUAAUAGAAAGAGACCUGAAUAUAGGGUGUAGGGCAUUUUUUAAACCUCAGAGUUGUUGUGAUGCCAUGGAAAAUGGUAUAUAUGAAUCUUUCAAUGUAGCAAUCAUAGAGGUCCAGAAGAAACCCAUAAUAACAAUGCUGGAAGAAAUUAGGUUGUACGUGAUGGAGUCGAUGUACAAUCAAAAGUUUAAGGGGAAAAGUGAGACUUGUAAAUUUUCCCCUCUAUUAGAAAGAGGAUUGAGAAGAUGAAAGAACAACAAAGGUACUGGGAUGUUGUUCUAAGUGGUGAGCAAGAAUAUGAAAUGAAAUUAGUCGAUGAAAUUUAUGCAGUUCACCUUGAACACAAAACAUGUGGUUGCAGAUACUGGCAACUCAGUGGUAUCCCUUGUGUGCAUGUCAUCGUUGCAAUAUUGUACGUGAAUGGAAAUGCAGAGGACUAUGUAGCUGUGUGGUUUAAAACAAGCAUGUUUGGAAGUUGCUAUAGGUAUCCAGUCAAAUCAAUUAAUGGAGCUAACAUAUGGCCUGAUGUUCCAUGUGAUCCCGUACUAACAUAUAGGCAUAGGAGAAUGUCAGGAAGGCCCAAAGUAAACAGAAGGAAAUGUCCUACAUAG